CUUCGCAUCAAUGGCCAUACGGCCCAGCUAAAUGUCUAAUCACCCCGUCUGUGCUCUUUGCGACCAGCAACAAGCCAAGCCUCAUCAGCAUGCCGAGGCUCAUCAUCCAGACGUCUCGCUUGACGUCCUUUUCCCCACUUUCAUGUGGACGCGCUGCCCAGCUCCCGAAUGCAAUUUCGUGGCCCAUGAACAAGAUGUUUAUCGGUUUGAAAAGCACUGUGUCAGUGCGCAUCCCCUGGAGGCUUUGGUGAUAUUUCGAGGGCUCCGCCCAGCAGCUGUUCAGUGCGAUUGCGGGCGCCUUUUUGCCACCAAGUCGGGCCUCCGGCGCCAUGUUCGGGACCACCACUGUGGAUCUGGCUUGAAAACAGCCGAAAAGAGUGAGAAGUGCGACGAACCAGAUUGUAGCUUCGUUUCAGUCAGCGAGGCUGGACUGAAGCGGCACAAGCAGAAAAAACACGGUGCAUCAAACAUGACUAAGGGAGUGAUUUGUCAACGUCUCGGCAACGGUAGCAACUGCAUAUUUGACCCACAGCAGUGCGAGCGUCGGUUUCACACUCGCGAGAAAUGGCUGCAACACGCCAUUGAAGAUCACAAAGCACCGUUCGAGCUCAAGCAGCUAUCGUUUCUCGAUGAAGCAGCGUUCGAUGCCUGGAAUCAUGCUCUGCAUCAAGAACGAGGGCUACGCUAUGAUCUUCACGGUACACUGUACAACUGUUCCUAUAACCGUUCAAGCAGCGCCCUCAAGAGUGUUAGGGUCAGAAAUCAGGACGCGAUCAACCUCGAUCUAACACCCGAGAUGCUCGACAAGGCCGCCGGUGAUCGCUGCUACUCUUUCUUCCGAAAACACGAGCUACCAUCCGGAGGCAUUGAGGCAAGAAAAAUGUCUCCUCCUCUCCUGCUUUCUUCUAGUUUGUGUGCCGCUGCCUGGCACUUCUUGUCUCAUGACCUGCCCUGUCGGCUUGCUCGACUCACUGGCCAUGCCGUCUGCACCUCAUUUCAAACGCGGGCGGGCAUUCGCGCCUGGGCCACGAUUGAUGAGAUUCGCCAACUCUCGCGCCUGGGAGUUUCGCCAGCUCGUGGCAUUCGUAAGAUUCAGUCAACCAAAGACCAUUACGCGCGAGAUGCUUUUGUCGAUCUGAAGGAUUUUGCCAAUCAUGGCGUGAAUGACGAGGAAACGCGCCUUCAUGAAAACGACGAUUUGUCGAUGCAGCUCAACGUUAAUCUCAAUCGCAGUCUCCCCGACGAUGAGCGCUUUAUUUUGGAUCCCGAGACAGGCCGAGGCCUCCCCGUGGCUCAUGCGCUCGCAUCGUCGGUUAACACCGCUACAACGGCAAUAUUUCUCGAAGCUGUGUGGCGUCAUUCGACCCUCGUGCCCGCACCAGCCGUCGUGUUGACAGACAUGGAUAACGCUCUAAUCGCUGGAUGUUUCGAUGCGUUUUGCACGCGGCUUCAAGUGCCCCGGGCACCCAAGUCGCGCUGGUGCAUUUUUCAUGUGUACCGGGCCUGGUUUGGCCGAGUAUCAGGCAUUGCAGGCGAUGCGCAUAAUUAUAACGCUGAUGAAAUGCGUGCGGGACUCAAAGCACUGGCACGAGCACGCACGCCAGAAGCGUACCACUCCAAGCUGGCUGAGUUGCGCAGCCGCUUUGAACAUGCAACCAUUCCAGCAAGCACAUCUCGUCUCGGUGGCAGUCACACAAGGCAAUCUUUCUGGCGCUACUUCGACACGUAUUUUGACAGCUACAAGAACCUUCAUCCCAGUCACACAAGCUGUCGCAUGGACACAACUCUUGGAAAGCUCCGCGAGGCUGCGGACUUGUAUGCCAGCGAAAUCCGUGCCCAGAUAUACAAAGAGAAGCUCACGCGUUAUGACAAACUGAUCAUCUCCUGCGUCAAAAAAGGCAAAACCUUUCCGCGAGAACACAUCACCAAGAUGGACCACUGCAUGUUCCGAGUGCUCUCUGCUUCCAUGCCUGGCGAAUAUUACAAUGUCCAGGAGUCUGUUACUGGUACUUGGACAUGUCAGUGUGAUUGGUUUGACGCUUAUCGACGGGCUCCAGCCGUGGCCGCGCGGACAUGCAAGCACAUCGAAGCAGUGCGUUUCCAUGUCUUUCGCAUCGACAACACAUUACGAUCCGGUUGCAGUUUUGGUGCCGACAUCGAAGCACGCCUCGAGCCAUACAACUACACAUGUCGGGCACGGCACACCAUUUCGGAGGCAGAGCGUCGUCAGCGAGCGAUUCCGAAAUCAGACUGGCCUGCAGCGACCGCGCUGGGUGCCAAGGCUAGUACUUCAGCCCUUUCACACUCGCAAAACGCGAACCAUGAGUCAUCGCACGAGCCAUCACCCAAGAAGCAGAAGGUCAUGCGUCACGGGUUUGAAACCUUUGUCGAUCCGCACAAUCCGAGUGCUUUGACCACAGGCUCAGCAGUGACAUUUGCAGCUGCGACCUUCACACCCCCUAGUCUAACGCAGACCAGCUCUGAAACAACCGCCACUGAGCAUAACAUCAAAACGACCGAACCACAACGACUACAGCUCUCUCGCCGAAUAAAACGAACGUCACAAUUUGUGCAACAGCUGAACGGAGCUGUUUCGAAGGAGAACGAUGCUGUGCAAGACUCGACACCAAUGCCAGCUCGCUUACUUGUUCCAGUGGUUUCCGACAAAGCGACGGGCAAUGACGAGACAGGAUAAGACAAGGUGUGUCAGAGUCAAUUAGAGCUGAUUUACAUGUUAAAAAAAAAUUGAGAUUAACAUGUUAA
This is a messenger RNA of Monosiga brevicollis MX1, 2763 nucleotides long. RefSeq lists its product as uncharacterized. The transcript has 8 exons. Lineage: Eukaryota; Choanoflagellata; Craspedida; Salpingoecidae. The record is from RefSeq and is a predicted model, not a curated record. Gene Ontology annotation, molecular function: zinc ion binding. Bases 32 to 2695 code for a protein of 887 amino acids.